AUGAAUCCCAAAACUCUGUUUCAAUGGUUUCUUCAGAAAGCAUCCAAUUAUAAUCUCUUUGUGCUCGGAGAAGAUGACUAUGACGAUGAUGAUGAUGAACCAAAAGAUCCGGCAAUUGUACUUAAAUAUCAAAAAUAUAAAACUCGAUUAUACGUCCUUCUUCUUACAGUGUCCUUCUAUAUUCUUUUCUAUACUACUUUAAUGAAGACAGAAUCUUCAACAAUUACUGUCUCUGAUAUUACACCUGGCAAAUUUAAUGAACUUUACUCGAAACAUAACAAAACUCUUUCAUGUCCAUGUUCAACAAUCAGCAUGCCUCAUAAAACUUUUGUUUCCAAUAUAAUCAAAUUCCAUCCUGUUUGUAAGAGUAUUUUCGUGAAUCAAUCAUGGAUUGAAGCAUUAUAUUUAUUAAAUGCAAGUCAAUAUGGUGUAUGGGAUUUUCGAACAACAGCUAGUUCUCAGGUGGGGUAUCGUUCUACAAGUGGAGGUGUGUUCUGUAAUCGGGAUAACCCAACCAGUGCAGCUACUCUCAAUCCUCUGUUAAAUGAUUACAUGACUACGGAACGAAUACAGACAUUCGAAUCGAUGCCAAAUUCUACAAUUGUCAAUGGAUUUUUUGCAGCAUGUACUCCUCUCGAAGCUCUUCUUCAGAGUACACUCGAUUGUUUAUAUGAAAUCGAGUGUCUGCACUUAUUAUCCGAUUAUUUUCCAGUUCUUAAUCAUAUGGAUGUUAACUGGAUCGACUCUGUUCUGACUUCGAAACAACAAAAUCUUUCUGUGAACGACUAUUUCAAUAAUCUUUUUAUUGAAGAAUGGUUGCCACAAAUAAAUUAUUCAGAGUAUUUUAAUGAAUGUCAACCUUCAGUCUGUACAUACACGGCAACAGAUCGAGCUAAUAUUUCAUACGCAAUUACUCUUUUCAUUAGUCUAUAUGGUGGUCUCGUGAUAAUACUUCGUUUAAUUGCAUCAUUUUUGGUAAGUGUCUCAUUAAAAUUCAAACAUCGUUCAAGAAACGCACGUAUGCAUUUCGGUUCAAUUAUUGUGCUUCUUCUCUUCAAUUCAUUGAGUACUCAAACAGCUACAGUGACUAUUCUAAAUCCAUCAUUAACUGCGUAUAAAAAUUUACAGACGUUGCACUCAGCUACACUCAAUUGUCCUUGUUCAACCAAAACUAUCUCUUAUCGUUCAUUCGUUUCCUUAUCUCCAGCAUUGCAUCAGGUGUGCUCAAGUGGUUUUGUUACUGAUGAUUGGUUUACUUUAUUACAAAGAAGUAUCAAUAUGUAUUAUCCUAAUGAUUGGCGUAAUCGAGCUCGGGCACAAUUCCAACAGUUGUCUGAUUUUUGUCGACUGGCUAAUAAAACGAUUGAUGAUAGUGCUGAUCGCUUUCUGAAGCAGUUGUUUAUCGCGUCAACUGUAUUUAAUGAAAUCGAGUUCGAUAUACAAUUAAAUGCAACUCUUAGACAGUUUUAUAAUUCAACGAUUUUCGACUUUAGUCUUCAGAACGACGUUGUACGUCUUUUAUUGCAAGUCGAUCAGCCUUAUAUGGGACCAUUAAUGGCUGACAUAGAUUAUUUGCAUGCUAACCUAAUCAUAACCAUUAUAAAAAAUGAAAUAAACAAUCAGUUCUUACCACAGGUAUCAUUUAUUUUACCUGGCAUUCCAGAAAUUAAUUCGACAGUGCUCACCUGUGUUUGUUCAACUGACCCUCAUUGUCAAGGUUCAAACGUCAUUUAUACUCCUGAAUUGGCUGGUGGCAUUCCUUUAAUCAAUGAUCCAACACGCAGUCGUUUUCCUCCAAAUACUUCAGUUUCAACUAUAGUUGAAGAAAUGAUGAUGGAACAAUGGAAUGUAUUUUUGUCAUACAAGGACUUUUACGAAUCAUGUGCACCGAUUUAUUGUACAUAUUCUGAAAAAAUUCGUAAAAAGACUAUUGCGGGAAUAAUUAUAACAAUGAUGUCUGUGAUUGGUGGACUUGUUGUCUCACUACGUCUUAUCACACCUAAUGUUGAUCCGAUAAAAGCUAAACGUCUUGGUCGAUGGGCAACUCGUCUGUACAUUGCUUUAUUUAUCGGUGGUCUUAGUAUUCUUACUAUAUAUACCCUAAUUGAACCACAAAUUAUGACGAAAACGUUUGAUAAACCGUCUUUCAAUGUUUACAAGAAUCUGAAACUGCUUCAUGGUGAUAAAUUAAAAUGUCCAUGUUCAGUGAUUGCAUCGGUAUAUAGCCAAUUUGUAGAAAUUGAGCCAAUAUUUCACCAGAUCUGCUCGAGUCCAUUCGCAUCGGAACAAUGGCGAAUUAAUCUUACAGUUGGUCUUGCUGCUAAUUUGUCUAUUUAUGCACGAAGAGACUAUCGUCGUUUUCUUUCUGCUCAUCUACAAUUUCUUCAAGGAUUAUGUCAACUUUCCAUGAAUGCAGUGAAUAAUUCGAUCAAUCAAUUUCGUACCUCAUUACUUGUCACUUCUGAACUUCUUUCAGAAAUAAAUUUUAAUCAAACACUUGAAUCGUUGAUGGAACAGAGUAAAUCAAAUGCCCCUACAACAUUCCGUCAUCUUCUCUUUUUAAUUCGAACUAUCAAUCAUGGAAAUGCUUUCAUGUCAACAUAUGGAACAACUUUCGAAUACAUUGUAUCCAAGGAUACAACUGAUACAUUUUAUGCGCCUACUCGAGCUCUAAUCUAUGAUGAUGAAUGUUCUUGUGGGUUAUGUUCAAAUUGUACAACUCAAGCAAAUUUUAUCAUAUCCAAUUCUCCUAAAAUAAUUUCAAUUCCAAUUAAAGGUUUAAAAAUAGGAUGUACACCAAGUGAAUCAUUUCGUGCUUCGACUCUUGAAUGUUUUUAUGAUAGUUCAUGUAUUAAUCUCAUUCAUCAAUAUACUAAUUACAGCAAUUCUCAUGAACCUCUCUCUAUAAUGAAGAGUCGUUUCUCGAUUAACACUAAAAUAGCUGAACUUAUUGAUAAUCUAUUCAUUGAACAAUGGUCAAAUAAGACGAAUUAUACAUCUUAUUUUGAGCAAUGUUUACCAUCGUAUUGUUCCUAUACUAGUGCUCAAAAAUUCAACUUACUCAAUAUAAUCACUCUUUUACUUAGUCUUCAAGGUGGUCUCGCAAUCAUUCUUAAAUGGACUUGCCCUAAAAUAGUUCGAAUUGCAUCUAAAAUAAAUGAUUAUCGAAAAAAGCGAACGAAUACUGUUCGCCCUGUCUGUAUUCUUGAAAAAACAUCCAAUGAUAUUUCUAACACAACCAUUGAAAAUGCCACUACAAAUACAGAGACAAAUUUAACACUAGAAACAUCUUCGACAAUAGUCGUUAGAUCAGUUCGAUGUACUUCCAAGGUCAUUUUCGGAUGUAUACUACUGACUUGUGUACUAGCAGCUUUGGCUAUUUUUUCAUUUUAUACCGUGCGACAAGCACCACUUUGCAAGUUAGCAUUUCGAACAAUAUCGAUGAACAUAUCUGAUUUUCAUUAUACACCACGCGGAUUUGUAUUUGCUGAUUUUAAUGAUGAUAAUCGGCUUGACCUUGUAUUUUAUUCUAAACUUUAUACGACUCUGAAUCUACUUUUUGGAAAUGGUAAUGGAAGUUUUGGAGCAGAGAAUAUUAUUCCAAUGAAAAGUUUUAAGUUCUUGUCUUAUAUUGAUGUUGGUGACUUCAAUAACGAUAAUCGCUCGGAUCUCGUUUUAGUCAAUGACACCCAUCUUGGUAUACUCUUUGGAGAUGACAACGGAGCUUUUGGAGCACUUAUUAGAUUUGAACUGGGAAAGGAAUGCGAGCCAGUUGACAUCACUGUAACUGACUUCAAUCAUGACAAUUACUCAGAUAUCGCUAUCGUUAGUCUGGUCAAAAAUAAUAUUUGUGUAUUUCUAAGAAAAAGUAACGACAAUUUUUCAUCGCCAUUUAUUUUUUCUACUGGACAUAAUAGUCAGCCUCGAUCAUUAAAUAUCGGUGACUUUAACAAUGAUGGUCACUUAGAUAUUGCUGUGAACAAUAAUAAUGCUGUGAAUGUUGGUGUAUUUGUUGGAUGCGGUAACGGAACUUUUGAAGUACAGAAACAAUCUUUCACUUUCUAUGGUUCUAAUCCGAAUAACAUAGCAGUCGGUGAUUUUGAUGGUGACACUCAUCCAGAUGUUGUUAUCUCCAAUGGUAGGAACAACGUUAUUUGUGUACUGUCUGGAUAUAAUAAUGGAAUUUUUAACAUCAGCCAGAAGUUUUUUAUAAAAUCUGUUUGGAGCACACCUUCAAUUGCUGUAGGUGACUUUAAUUGUGAUGGCCAUUUGGACAUCGCUGUUGGAACGACUGAUCCAUAUGGCAUAGAUGUGCUACUCGGAUAUGGAGAUAGUCAUUUCGAUACGCAAACAAUAUUUCGGCCUGAGACUGUUGAUGAAAAUAUUUGGAUCGCUGUUCAUGAUUUUAAUGGUGAUACUUAUCAAGAUAUAAUUGCUAUAGAUGAUCACCUUAAUACUAUAGAUAUUCUUUUAAACAUAUGUGAAUGUUGCACGCAUGAAAUUCUCACGAAAAGCAACUCCAGUCUCCAAUAA
Messenger RNA from Adineta steineri, 4533 nucleotides. The record is from the annotation of a GenBank genome assembly. Lineage: Eukaryota; Metazoa; Rotifera; Eurotatoria; Adinetida; Adinetidae.